Messenger RNA from Ziziphus jujuba (common jujube), 872 nucleotides. RefSeq lists its product as uncharacterized. The transcript is spliced from 3 exons. Lineage: Eukaryota; Viridiplantae; Streptophyta; Magnoliopsida; Rosales; Rhamnaceae. The record is from RefSeq and is a predicted model, not a curated record. Bases 82 to 774 code for a protein of 230 amino acids.
CAUUUGCUUCAUUGUGAAGGACCAAAGAAAGACCCAGAUCCUUGGAGAGUUGGGAGUUCGACUGAGUCCUGAGCCUGAGUCAUGGCCACCCGCCUUCCCAGAACAAUAGCAUCCUUAUCUAUGAUAAGGAGGUUAACGGCGGAGGAUUCCUCUUUUAUGGUUACAGCGGUGGGCCACGGCGGCUCUUUUAAUCUCAGGCGGGCUUCUUCUUCAUCAUCAUCAUCAUCCGAAUCGUCGUCGUCAAGUAAAUCGCCCAAGGCGGAAAAGAAGCUGGUGGACCGGCUAUCAGCGGUGAUAGACGCCGUCAAUGACCGAAAACUCCCUCCCGAGCUACGUGGCCAACGCAACGCCGUCAGGUCAGAAACUGAUAUAGUAAAUAUUGUUGAGCAAAGAAUAUGGCAUUCCAUGGAAGAAGGGCAGUUUGAGAAUUUACCAGGGAAAGGAAAGCCUCUUAACCUCAAUACCAAUCCUCAUGCAGAUCCGGCUGAAGAUACCUUGUAUAGAAUCCUUUCAAGGAAUAAUUGUGCACCGGAGUGGGUUGAACUCAACAAAGAGAUAAGGAGCAAUGUAUCUCAAUGGCGGUUAGCACUGAAGAAAGCGUGGACAAAUAGAUGCAACGGAGAUCACUCCAAAUGGGCUGAAAGUUCCCAAGCUCUGAAAAUCCAGCUACGGGACAUUAACAAUAAGGUUUUCCGAUACAAUCUGAUUGUUCCGUUUGGCCGCCAAAUAUUUGGACUGAAUUGGCAGAAAGAGUUGGAUCGUUUGGAAGAGUAAUGCAACUCCUUUUCUGUUUUAAAGAUCUACGUAGGAAAAGUGUGUUAGUUUUAGAAGAAGGCAAACUACUUAUUGUAUGGUUAUUACCUCUUUUUUUU